Leptonychotes weddellii (Weddell seal) is the source of this 2714-nucleotide messenger RNA. Lineage: Eukaryota; Metazoa; Chordata; Mammalia; Carnivora; Phocidae. The record is from RefSeq and is a predicted model, not a curated record.
GAAUGAUUAGGAAAACUAGCCGUUUGCACAUGUUUACAGAAAGGAAAAAGAUCAGCAUAUUUAUUAUAUAAAAAAAUUAGGACCUGGAUUUUGACAAUGUCAAGAUUUACACUAUAUCCCUGUUUAUUUUGGAUAUACCACUGACUUCCAUUUCUAGAAGACACAGAUAUAUUGCUUAAGCAACUAAAGAUAUUAAACUAACCAUGAAGAAACAUAUUAUCAAUACAUGGUACUCUUUUGUAAACGUUCCCAAUGUGAUUGCUCCAGAUAUUGAAAAGGAAAUAGGAAGGAUGGAAAAUGCAGCAGGCAGCUCCUUUUCUGAUGAUGAUGAGGAUGAUGAUGAUGAUGACAGUGUCUCCAUGUUCGAAGAAUCAGAGAAUGAAAACCGCCAUGCAAGGGAUUCCUAUAGAAAAAACUCACACAGAGGGGAGCCAUCACAGGGGGAGCAGUACCCGCCUGGUGCCCUUGCACUUUUCAAUGUUAACAAUAGCAGCAAUAAGGACCAAGAACCAAAAGAAAAAAAGAAAAAGAAAAAAGAAAAGAAGAGCAAAUCAGGUGAUAAAAAUGAAAAUAAAAAGGACUCAGAGAAGAAAAAGAAGAAAGAAAAGGAAAAAGAGAAGAAAAAGAAAGAGGAGAAAGGCAAAGAUAAGAAAGAAGAGGAGAAGAAAGAAGUCAAGGUUAUUGAUCCCUCAGGAAACAUGUAUUACAACUGGCUGUUUUGCAUCACUUUACCUGUUAUGUACAACUGGACUAUGAUUAUUGCAAGAGCAUGUUUUGAUGAACUUCAGUCUGAUUACCUAGAAUGCUGGCUCAUUUUUGAUUACCUAUCAGACAUAAUCUAUCUUCUUGAUAUGUUCGUACGAAUAAGGACAGGUUACUUAGAACAAGGACUGCUGGUGAGGGAAGAAACUAAACUCAUAGAGAAAUAUAAAUCAAACUUGCAAUUUAAACUUGAUUUUCUAUCAGUGAUACCCACUGAUCUGCUGUAUUUUAAGCUGGGGUGGAACUAUCCAGAAAUUAGAUUAAACAGACUGUUAAGGAUCUCUCGAAUGUUUGAGUUCUUCCAGAGAACAGAAACAAGAACAAACUACCCAAACAUCUUCAGGAUUUCUAACCUUGUUAUGUAUAUUGUCAUCAUUAUCCACUGGAAUGCAUGUGUGUACUUCUCUAUUUCCAAAGCUGUUGGAUUUGGAAAUGAUACAUGGGUGUAUCCUGAUGUUAAUGAUCCUGAAUUUGGCCGUUUGGUUAGAAAAUACGUAUACAGCCUUUACUGGUCUACACUGACUUUGACCACAAUUGGUGAAACACCACCUCCUGUGAGGGAUUCUGAAUAUGUCUUUGUGGUGGUUGAUUUCUUAAUUGGAGUGUUAAUUUUUGCUACCAUCGUUGGUAACAUAGGUUCUAUGAUUUCCAACAUGAAUGCUGCCAGAGCUGAAUUUCAAGCAAGAAUCGAUGCGAUCAAGCAAUAUAUGCGUUUUCGAAAUGUAAGCAAAGAUAUGGAAAAGAGAGUUAUCAAAUGGUUUGACUAUCUGUGGACCAACAAAAAAACAGUUGAUGAGAAAGAAGUCCUGAAGUAUCUCCCUGAUAAGCUGAGAGCAGAGAUUGCCAUCAACGUUCACUUAGACACUUUAAAAAAAGUGCGUAUUUUUGCGGACUGUGAAGCUGGUCUUUUGGUGGAGUUGGUCUUGAAAUUGCAACCCCAAGUCUACAGUCCUGGAGAUUACAUUUGCAAGAAAGGGGAUAUCGGACGAGAGAUGUACAUCAUCAAGGAAGGCAAACUCGCCGUGGUGGCAGAUGACGGAAUCACUCAGUUUGUGGUAUUGAGUGAUGGCAGCUACUUUGGUGAGAUCAGUAUCCUUAACAUUAAAGGUAGCAAAGCUGGCAAUCGAAGAACAGCCAAUAUUAAAAGUAUUGGCUACUCAGAUCUGUUCUGUCUCUCCAAAGAUGACCUCAUGGAAGCUCUCACUGAGUAUCCAGAUGCCAAAACUAUGCUAGAAGAGAAGGGAAAGCAAAUCUUGAUGAAAGAUGGUCUACUGGAUAUAAAUAUUGCAAAUGCUGGAGGUGAUCCUAAAGAUUUUGAAGAGAAGGUCACCCGAAUGGAGGGGUCAGUAGACCUCUUGCAAACAAGGUUUGCUCGGAUCCUGGCUGAGUAUGAGUCAAUGCAGCAGAAACUGAAGCAAAGACUAACCAAAGUUGAGAGAUUUCUGAAACCACUUAUUGACACAGAAUUUUCAGAUCUUGAAGGAUCUGGAGUUGAAAGUGGGCUCCUGGACUCCACACAGGACUGAAAAGCUGGUCAUUAAGGAGGACAUGCCUCAUGAUCCUUUUGGUGAUGUGAUUAAGCAUCUCUAAACUGGAAGAAAAGGAAGAUUCAGCUGGGGGAAUUUUUCCAUAAGGAGAGUGUGCUUGGGUGUAGGGCACAGGGCCUACACACCCACUUGUGAGGUACUGUGAUUAAAGGAUCAUCGUCCUUAGGAUUUUUCAGAAUGGAUAAUGUGCAAAGAUAUAGAAUGAUUAACUUGUCAGUAUCUCUAUCUUCUGACUUUUUCAUAUAUGCUCCUUUUAUGUAAUACUCUUUAUAAAAGUGAACAAGUAUCCCUCACUUUCAGGCAUUUUACAUUGUGGAGGAGCAACUGGGAAUUACCAUGUACGUCAUGUUCAGGAUACCGUUUUAAAAAGAAUUAGAAUGCAAUAAAGUAAAGUAAGUCCUAAAA